GUGAAAGGUCAAAUUCGUCCUACGAGGUUCCUCUGGUUUAUGGAGAAGCCUUUUACUUUCUUUAGUAGACAUUGCUGAAACUACGUCAGUAAAUAAAUAAUCAGUGUUGAAUAUGUCGUCUGAUAAACCGAUCGGACCUGCUUUACCUCCGAUGUUCAGACGGGAGGAGAGCGAUGAGGACUCUGAUGAUGAUGGAGGGUUCUCUGGCCCUGCGCUGCCUCCUGGGUACAAACGGGGAGGACCGUCCAGCUCCUCUGAUGACAGUGAGCAGGAGGUGACGGUCAAAAGAGCAAAAACAAGACACACAGCUGCAGAGAAGGAGGAGAACACAAAGGAGGAAGAAAAAGAAGAUGAUGAUGAUGGUUUCUUUGGACCAGCCCUUCCUCCAGGAUUCAAGAAACAGCAGAGUUCACCAGACAGGCGACCUGUGCUGGGACCAGCUUUGCCUCCUGGGUUUCGCAGAGCAGCAUAUGAAAACAAUGAUGAUGGUGAAGAUGAAGAUAAUUUCCAAGGGCCUGCCCUGCCGCCUGGCUACCAGGCUGAGUCCUCCAGCAGCGAGGGAGAGGACGAGGAUGUGAUUGGACCCAUGCCGUCCAAAGGGCCCGUUGAAGACUCGGUGGCUCUGGACUUUGAGCGCAGAGCACAGAGGAUGAAAGAGAAGCUGACAGGAAGUGACGCCCCUGAGGUGCUGGCCAGAGAAACGUGGAUGACGGAGCUCCCACCAGAAUUGCAGCACAUUGGCCUGGGGGCUCGAACCUUCAAGAAGAAGUCAGGUCCAGAGAACAAGGAUCGCUCCAUGUGGACAGAUACACCAGCAGACAGGGAGCGCAAGGCCAGGGAACGCCUUGAAAGAAAGCAGAAGGGUGAGGUGGAGAAAGACGAUGUCCCACAGCUCUCCCAGAAGGACGUGGAAAUGGCAGAGAAAGUGUCUAAGUAUAAUGAGUCUAAACGUGCUGAGUCUCUGGUGAGUAUGCACACGAAGAAGAUGAAGGAGAAAGCAAAGGAGAAGGCCAACAAACCGGCAGAGAGGAGGCCAUUUGAUCGGGAUGAAGAUCUGCAGGUGAAUCGCUUUGAUGAAGCGCAGAAGCAGCGGCUGCUGAAGAAAUCUCAGGAACUCAACACACGAUUCUCCCACAGCAGAGACCGAAUGUUCCUGUAACACACUGUCAGAAUGUUCAGUUAGUGUCUGAGAUUUUGAGACUCUGAGAUUUUGUACAAUAUGGACUAUGUUUGUACGGAUAUUCGUGUUACACAAAUGGAGAAUUGGAUUUAACUAAACUGGAUUAAACAGACUUUAAAGACGUGGUAGGCGUGUCCAUUUAUGGGAGCUCAUGUCACUGACUGGGCUCAGUGCUACAGCAGAUGUUUCAAAUGAUUAAAGCUGUUAUAAAGCAGCAGCCAGUGAGCUUGCAUUUUUCCAGGAGACACUGUGUUGAUGACAUGAGUGGACAUGCUCAAAUAAAUGACUUAUUUUUCAUACACUGAUUGAUUUUGUGAAAAACCUUUUGUACAGAUAGUUGUAAGAUUUGUUGUAAUGCCGUAUGCCCUUCCUGUAGCUUUGCAAUCUUUCAUGUGUCCAAUAAACUGCUUU
This is a messenger RNA of Epinephelus fuscoguttatus (brown-marbled grouper), 1591 nucleotides long. RefSeq names its product GPALPP motifs containing 1 (gene gpalpp1). Lineage: Eukaryota; Metazoa; Chordata; Actinopteri; Perciformes; Serranidae. Bases 113 to 1159 code for a protein of 348 amino acids. The transcript has 7 exons. The record is from RefSeq and is a predicted model, not a curated record.